AUGGCGCCCCCAACUCCCGUGUAUAGUGGUAAGGAAAUACGACACCAAUAUGCCACAUGUCUCGAGGACCCUUUGGACCACAAAUGCCUGCUUCGAUCCUUGACUCAAUAUGAGUGCACUUUCAAGGUUUCUCCUAACAAUUCGACACCAGCAAAGAUCAUUUGUUUGCCAUUUAAACGACUUUUUCAAAGGUGUUUGAUGCCCGUAGUAGAGACAGUUGACGGCAAGAAAGUGCGCUACAACAAAUGGACAAACAUAGAGGUCACCGACGAGACCACAAAUCGAGAUUUGCUCGAACAGAGCCGAUACGGAAAAGACAUCGAGGAGUUUAUGGAAGCGGAAAAAGAGUUACAACGUUACAUGGAGAAUCUAGAGCGAGAGGAAAGAACAAACGAAAGCUAG
Messenger RNA from Meyerozyma guilliermondii ATCC 6260, 402 nucleotides. RefSeq lists its product as uncharacterized. Lineage: Eukaryota; Fungi; Ascomycota; Pichiomycetes; Serinales; Debaryomycetaceae. The transcript has a single exon. Gene Ontology annotation, cellular component: mitochondrial inner membrane peptidase complex. The record is from RefSeq and is a predicted model, not a curated record. Bases 1 to 402 code for a protein of 133 amino acids.